Molecule: messenger RNA, 2214 nt
Organism: Lotus japonicus
Lineage: Eukaryota; Viridiplantae; Streptophyta; Magnoliopsida; Fabales; Fabaceae
Product: nucleobase-ascorbate transporter 1
Exons: 14
Coding region: 128-1690 (520 amino acids)
Biological process (GO): transmembrane transport
Cellular component (GO): membrane
Molecular function (GO): transmembrane transporter activity
Source: RefSeq, a predicted model, not a curated record
GCACUUUACUUUGUUCUAAGUUCCUUCUUCUUCUUCUUCCUCUCUUUUUCCUUUCUGCAUUUUGUUUCUUUUCUUCUUCUGUGCUUCCUCAACCUCUUGUGUCAGAAACAAACACCAACCACCAUUAAUGGCUGACAUUACCCAUCUUCCCAUGGAACAGCUUCAGGACCUUGAGUACUGCCUAGACUCCAAUCCUCCAUGGGCUGAAACUGUCCUUCUAGCAUUUCAAAACUACAUAUUGAUGCUGGGAACAAGUGUGAUGAUUCCUUCAUUGAUCGUUCCGGCCAUGGGAGGAAGUGAUGGUGAUAAGGCACGUGUGAUUCAGACUCUGCUCUUUGUAUCUGGUAUUAACACUCUUCUCCAAGCGCUUUUUGGUACCAGAUUGCCAGCAGUAGUAGGAGGUUCAUUUGCGUAUGUUGUUCCAGUUGCUUACAUUAUCACUGACUCCUCAUUGCAAAAGAUUACUGAUCCUCAUGAAAGAUUUAUACAAACAAUGAGAGCAAUACAAGGAGCACUUAUUGUGGCCUCAAGUAUUCAGAUAAUCCUGGGUUACAGCCAAGUAUGGGGACUUUUUUCAAGAUUUUUCAGUCCUCUUGGUUUGGCACCUGUAGUUGGAUUGGUUGGAUUAGGGUUAUUUGAACGCGGAUUCCCUGUGUUAGGAAACUGCGUAGAAAUUGGUAUACCAAUGCUGUUGCUGGUAGUUGGGUUGUCACAGUACCUAAAGCAUGUGAGACCAUUUAGAGAUAUCCCUAUCUUUGAACGUUUUCCAGUGUUGAUUUGUGUCCCAAUUGUUUGGAUCUACGCUGUUAUAUUGACCGCCAGCGGAGCUUACAGAGAUAAACAUUUCAGAACACAACAAAGCUGUCGUACAGACAGAGCAAAUCUAAUCUCUGCUGCCCCAUGGUUCAUGUUCCCUUACCCCCUCCAAUGGGGUCCACCUACAUUUUCUGCUGGCCAUUCAUUUGCUAUGAUGUCAGCAGUUAUUGUCUCCAUGGUCGAGUCUACUGGAGCAUACAAGGCAGCGUCGCGGUUAGCGAUUGCCACUCCACCUCCUGCUUAUGUAUUGAGUCGAGGCAUUGGUUGGCAGGGUAUUGGCAUCUUGCUUGAUGGUCUUUAUGGGACAGGGACAGGUUCCACGGUUUCUGUGGAAAAUGUGGGACUCCUUGGACUAACCCGAGUUGGAAGUCGCAGAGUAGUUCAGAUUUCUGCUGGCUUUAUGAUAUUCUUCUCUACUUUAGGAAAGUUUGGAGCUGUGUUUGCAUCUAUACCCUUCCCUAUAUUUGCUGCUCUAUACUGCAUUCUCUUUGGCCUUGUGGCUUCAGUUGGAAUAUCAUUUCUUCAGUUCACAAACUUGAACUCUAUGAGAAAUCUCAUCAUCAUUGGGCUCACAUUGUUCCUUGGAAUAUCUGUUCCUCAACUCUUCAACCAAUACUGGACUCCUGCGCGACAUGGCCUUGUUCAUACUAAUGCUGGAUGGUUCAAUGCAUUCUUAAACACCAUAUUCUCAUCACCAGCAACAGUUGGUCUUAUAGUAGCAGUGUUGCUUGACAACACACUCGAGGUAGAAAAGUCAAAGAAAGACCGAGGGAUGCCAUGGUGGGUGAAGUUUAGAACGUUUAGAGGAGACAAUAGAAAUGAAGAGUUCUACACUUUGCCAUUUAAUCUCAACAGGUUCUUUCCACCUACUUGAGAAUGAUGAGGAUAAACAAGUGGAAUUUGGAUUAUUGUUGUUAGAGAAUUCCUAAAUUCAUGCGGUUAAGGAAUGUAAGUCGUUCGAUUAAGAUCCGAUGGCUCAAAUCUUAAGCUUAUCUCUGCCGUCUAAUGUUGAUGGAAUGUAUUGAGCUGACUGAUCUUGAUCAAACGGUUCAACUUCUUUAACUGCGUGAAUGUAGGAUUACCCUUACGGCAAAGAAUCCAAAUCCAAAGAAGUGGGGUAGAGCACAUUUUUUUGGAGUUGCAGAAUUCAUGACAUGACUAACAAAUGCUAUUCUUCAUUGUUCAUUCACCAACCACCACCAACCAAGUUAUUUUUUGUGGACCAUGAGUAAACAAACCUUGGUCCGACACUGGAUUGUAAAGCAUUUUGGCACAUGCUCAGUAGAUGUAAUAAAUGCUACUUACUAAUGAGUUCUGUUUCUAGAUGUACAUGUCUCAACAACUGAAUUUAGUGAACUUCUUUACACUCUUAACUUAUUCAAGAAUGGUCAUUUUCCU